AUGGCUUAUCCUUUCCUCGUCGCGCCCAUCUUCGCGCCUACAUAUCGCGUUGUGGAACAACCUGCUCGUCGGCAAAGCGUUCCCCUCCCAGCGCCACCGAAGAAUCACGCCGAUCUAGAAGGAUUGGACUUUCAUCGCGAUUCCAGUAGUGGCUCGCCUUCACCUACAAAUACAGGCAUGGAAUCUCCUGCGAGGAGAAACAGUUCUCUCGCCACUCACCGCGUACCAAGAACAUUCGGCUCUGCGACAGUUCGAACACGAUCCCUCGGCUUCGGAGCAGGCGUAGUCUACGAACGCGACUAUCAAGAACCUUCCGACGACGAUGUCAUUAUCGUCACAGUCCGACUAAGCAAUCAAUUUCGAAAACUUUCGGUCGAUGGAGGUGACGAAUUACCCAGCCGUCCUCAACGCCGCUCUUUCCUUCGCCGCCUCUCAACACGAAUGGGCUCCGGUCUCGACCACAGCGCGCAAAAAGAAGAACGCUACAAAGCCGUCAAGAUGCCCCGCGGUGAAUAUAAACGCCACUUUCGACGCGAUAAAGACGGGAAUUAUGCUGGAUCUGAACCCGAACGAGAAUGGAAUGAGGCUGAAUUGAUGAAGGAGUAUGAAGCUUAUCAGGACCUGCCGCUGUCUACUGUGCUGUUGUGCUAG
This is a messenger RNA of Cercospora beticola, 651 nucleotides long. RefSeq lists its product as uncharacterized. Lineage: Eukaryota; Fungi; Ascomycota; Dothideomycetes; Mycosphaerellales; Mycosphaerellaceae. The record is from RefSeq and is a predicted model, not a curated record.